Molecule: messenger RNA, 3853 nt
Organism: Phlebotomus papatasi
Lineage: Eukaryota; Metazoa; Arthropoda; Insecta; Diptera; Psychodidae
Product: scavenger receptor class B member 1
Exons: 6
Coding region: 1827-3470 (547 amino acids)
Cellular component (GO): cytoplasm; membrane
Molecular function (GO): scavenger receptor activity
Source: RefSeq, a predicted model, not a curated record
AAUAUCCUUUUCGGUUGUGUUUUACAUGAUAUUUUGUCUUAUAAGUUGCGAUCUAUGUUCGUGAUUUCGAAAAAAAGCGAGCAAAAAAUUUAAAGGUUCCCUCUGGCCACCUAGUAACAGAAAUUAGGGCUCUAUAACCAUUUAGCUUAGUUCUGAAUUAUUAGAAAUUUCCAGAAGAUAUUUUUUCCAUGUGUUAUUAUUGAUAAACAGAAAAAUAUUUAAAAGAAAAAAUUUGUUCAAGAUUAUGCAAGACCCUUCUGACUUUUUCAAUCCUAAAAACUAAGUGAAAAAUAAGGUAGUUGUACGGAAAAUCCUUAAAACUUUUUGUGUCCAAAGGUGUCCAAAGAUGUCCUUUUGCACGAUUUAUUUUUCCUAAGAAUAUUUUUUAAGAAGAGUUUACUUUUUAACGUAGCUUUACUCUUAUUUGUUUAACACUUCUCCAUAUUAAAAGAAAACUAAUUGUUUUCGAAAACUUUGUUUUUGGAACACAACCAAACGUAGAAUAAUCAGAAUAAUUCAUUUUAACAAACUCAUUAUAAACAUGCAGGAAGCGAUUAAAAUCCUAAAACCAGUCAAAGGAAGGACAUUUAAUUUUUAUAUUUUGUUUUUCUUGUGUCCAAAACGAUACAUUUGAUACACCAAAACACUGAUUUUAAUUUCGAAAAAGUUAUACAAUAUUAUUAGUUCAAUAAUAAUGGAAAAAUUGACUCUAUCGGAGUCAAUUUGGGUCCAAGUUGACUCUAUAGGAGUCCGUAAAGUAAAAAAAUAGCUGUUGACUCUAUUGGAGAUUGACUCUAUCGAGGUCACACUGUAUUUAUUUUUUUAAGUGUUUGAUGAAGUUUUUAAGAUCCCUCAUAGUUGCUUUUGAUAUCCACGUCAAAUUUAUGAAUAUGUUGGAUUUAAGAGAUUUCUGUUUUUAUGUGUAAUUGCGGUAAUUGCUGAAAAUUAAAAAAAAAAUCUAUAUACUAAAUUUAUUUAAAAUAUUCUAAAUUUAAAUAAAACUGUCGUUCGGUAUUUUAUAAGAAGAAUUCUAAACGUAAGGCGAUGGUGUUCCCCAAAUGAGUUUAGAAACAUGGAAAAUUUCAAUAUAUACAACUAAUUUGAAUUAACACAACCAUAAAAAAAUGUUUUCUAGCUAAUUGUAUAAUUACAAACCUUUUUUAAUUACUUCUUGAAAUUUUAUUACAUUUUCAUCGUAAAUAAUGCUGCUUUGUUUAAUCAUUGAAAAAGUGUCGUAGAUUUUUCUCUUCGUAGUUAAAUAUGAUUGGGAAAGAAAUGCGACCUUAUCUUGGUGCAUUCUCCCGGCUUCUGUCCACACAUGACUCACAAGGCAGUUGCAGAUUUUUUUUUCAAAUAUAGAAUUAUCUUGGGCAAAUCAGAAUACACGCUGUGGCUAAAUACACGCAAUACUACGGGAGUUUGCCUGAUAAAAGAGUCAAGUAUUAUGUGAACAUAUCCAAUGUUGUGAUAAAUCGAAAGUGGUACGCACCAAGUUCAUCAUCUUGUUGAGCUCUGGGAAUGUUAUCAGGGUAACUUCUCGUUUAGCUGCGUGAAUAGCUCCCUCCAUGUGGCAUCGAUGUGAUAAGGGGACUCCAUCUGAAUCUGGGAGAGAGAUUUCGCUCUGGGCAUUCUCUAAAAACUUCAGUUGUGAACUGUACUUGACCAGAGUCACUUGGUGUUCACCAAGGAGCUUAGGGAUGCCUCGUGAGAGAUUCUAGAGUGAGUUUCGUGUGAGAAUAUAAAAGUCUCUAAAUUGCGCGCGAAAGUGCCCUUCGACCUUAUAGUGCUCAGUCGUGUAGAGGAAGAUCCUAAAUCAGCCAGGAGAGAUGGCAGAGUCUAAGGAAACCUCAUUGAAUCGCGAUGAGGAGGAACGGAUGCUUCAAAAUCCGGCCAAAGAACAGAUAGUUCCUACCACGGCUUACCAAUUUACCCCAAUUGUGGAGAAGAAGAAGACCUUCCUGGACACAUUGCUGGAUCUCUUCGGUAGCAGCUCGUCCAAAAAUGAAGGAAAAGCCAGUGUGGCCAAGAAGAAGAAAAUCACUCUAUUAGCAAUUGUUCUACUCUUAAUGGGAUUUGUGAUAAGUGUCACAGGAUUCUUCAUCAUGUGGUUUACGGAAAUCUACAAUGACACACUUAUAUCUAGAUUAGUUUUAAAAGAAAACACAUUGGCCGCCGAAUGGUGGGCAAAUCCACCUCUUCACAGCUACUUGAAGGUGUAUGUCUUCAAUUACACCAACAUCGAUCGCUUUAUGGAGCGCAUUGAUGAUAAGCUGGAAGUAGAGGAAGUUGGUCCAUACGUUUACUAUGAAAAACUCACCAAAGAACAUAUUGUCUUCAAUGGAAACAACACAAUAUCAUACAGGGAGAAGCGGGUCGACAGAUAUCUGCCAGAAAUGAAUGAGGGAUCAGAUUUGGAUCCAGUUGUUGUGCCAAACAUCCCAAUGCUUACAGCUAUGGCAAAGGUGAAGGAUAGGAAUUUUAUCGUGCAACUUGGUUUCAAUGCAGCACUGCAAUCUACCAGAUCUACUGUCUUUAAAACCCUUCCAGUCAAGGAAUUUCUCUGGGGCUACGAGGAUGAGCUCAUAACACUAUCUAAAUCCAUGUUACCUGCAGAUGAGCAACCACCAUUCGAAAAGUUUGGGCUUCUCAUCAAUAGAAAUACUACCAGUCCGGACAACUUCACCAUCCACAGUGGCGAGGGCAACAUCCGGCAGCUGGCUAAGAUUCUCAGUCUGAACGGAGAGAGUUCAGUUGACUUUUGGGCAGGAGAUGAGUGCAAUCUAAUGGGAGGUACAGAUGGCUCACAAUUCCCUCCGCAUAUGCUUCAGACGAAGGAUAAGUUGGAAGUUUAUAUCAAGGAUAUGUGUCGAAAGUUCCCUCUGGAAUACGAGAAGGAUGUAACAUUGUUUGAUGGGAUUCCAGCCUGGAGGUACAGGGCCCCCGAUGAUGUCUUUGCUCAUCCCCGGGUAAAUCCAGACAAUCACUGUUAUUGUCACAAACCCAUUGACGAAUGUCCUAAAUCUGGUCUCUUCAACUCGUCCAUUUGUGCCUAUGGAGCCCCAAUUUAUCUAUCAUUCCCACACUUCUUCACCGGGGAUGAGAGUCUUCAUGAUAGGAUAUCUGGAUUGAAGCCUGAUCCUGAAAAGCACGUCACCUAUGCAGAUAUUCAUCCUAGAUUGGCCUUCCCAAUUGAUGGUGCCUCCAGAUUUCAGAUCAAUGUCGUUGUACACAAGCCAUCGUUGGUUUCUGGUUUAGGCGAACUGGAGGAGGGGGAUAUUCUUCCUGUUCUUUGGCUGGAAGUGAUUCCUGGUGAAUUUUCAGAUGAACUCAUCUCGCUGAUCUUCCACAGUUCCUUCAGUGCGAACGCCGUUCAGAUUGGAUUGAGAUACGGCACACUCCUCCUCACGGCCACCUUCUUGGCCCUACUCAUUGGCGUGUGCUGGCAUCGUGGCAAGUCCUCCAAGCAAUAACCACCAAAACCUCUUCCAACCCCUCCAAUUAGGUCCAUUUUAGACGAGUGUUAUUUAUUGGAGCAGCGAGAUCAAACCAAAUUGAUCAAGUUGAUAGUGUUUGCAGAGAGAGGAGGAACUUUCCCAGCUUCCGGGAUUAUGUGCUGUGAUGCAAAUUGCACCUGUGCUUCCUCUCAUCCACAAUUUGACAAAACUACCACCUGGCAAAUUGCCACGUGCUCCUAACAUCCAAUGGCACAAUCAUCAUUAGAACAGAUAGAUCCCUAUCAGCAUAAGGCGUCAUACAUUUUUUAGGUGCUGUAAUGUAAUAUGAGAAUAUUCUCUGCAAUUUCUGUUACUGUAGGAUUUUAUACUGAAAAUAUAUAUGCUGUUGAUCAGACAAA